AUGUACGUCUCUGGCGAGACGGGUGAACCAUCGCUGGAAACUACCGGGAUAAUCGAAGAUAUUGUCCGCCAACAGGUCGUGGAAAUUCUGAGAAGUUGCACUGAACUGGCGGCGCGGCGCGGAUCGCGGUCAAUCAGCAUCAAUGACCUUAUCUUUCAGAUUCGCGACGAUCCCGCCAAGGUCUCUCGUCUGCGCACUUUUCUCUCAUGGAAAGAUGUCCGUAAGAAUGUCAAGGAGUCUGACGACAAGGGUGGUGAGGAUUUGGGCGCCGGCGACGAUGCUGUCGGCGGCGUCGCAGGCCCCGUCGAUGACAGCACAAAGAAAAACAAAAGGGCAAGGGUUGGGCUUCCUUGGGAGCCGGCCUCCUUCUUUCCCGUUGAGGUGCCCGAGCGGGAUGAUGAGGAAGACGACGAGGAGGAAGAGAUGAACUACAUCACCCUCCAGCGCUUACGCAAAGCCGACGAACGCACAAAAGCCAUGACCAAGGAGGAGUACGUCACGUGGUCCGAAUAUCGCCAGGCAUCCUUCACCUACCGUAAGGGCAAGCGCUUCCGCGAGUGGGCCGGCUUUGGCGUGGUCACGGACAGCAAGCCGACCGACGACGUUGUUGACAUUCUCGGCUUCCUCACCUUUGAGAUGGUGCAGACCCUGACCGAGGAGGCGCUCAAAAUCAAGGAAAACGAAGACCUACACCGCGAGCGGGCGGGCAACCCCAAAAAGCGCAAGGCGCCAGGUGGACGAGGCCUGUUCGACCCGCCCAGCGAGGGCCGCACGCCUAUCGAGCCACGGCACAUUCAGGAGGCUUUCCGUCGGCUCCAGGCCCGCCCCAAGAAAUCCAGGGCUAUGCUCAACUUCACGAGGUUGAAGCAACGGACGCCUCUCAAGCUGUUUUGA
Canariomyces notabilis is the source of this 894-nucleotide messenger RNA. RefSeq names its product SPT3-like protein. Lineage: Eukaryota; Fungi; Ascomycota; Sordariomycetes; Sordariales; Chaetomiaceae. Gene Ontology annotation, biological process: transcription by RNA polymerase II. The coding region runs from base 1 to 894 and encodes 297 amino acids. The record is from RefSeq and is a predicted model, not a curated record. Gene Ontology annotation, cellular component: SAGA complex. Gene Ontology annotation, molecular function: transcription coregulator activity; protein heterodimerization activity. The transcript is spliced from 2 exons.